Sipha flava (yellow sugarcane aphid) is the source of this 1575-nucleotide messenger RNA. RefSeq names its product alpha-centractin (gene Arp1). NCBI's taxonomy places the organism in Eukaryota, Metazoa, Arthropoda, Insecta, Hemiptera, Aphididae. Bases 118 to 1248 code for a protein of 376 amino acids. The transcript is spliced from 8 exons. The record is from RefSeq and is a predicted model, not a curated record.
AUCAAAUUUAGAAUAAUAUUGAACGUUUUUAAUAAUUUUUGUAUGUAUAGUUGAACAUUUUAUAUUAUACCAAUUAGUGUCUAUUUAAAGUUCGAUCUUUUACCGAAAUCUAUCGUCAUGGAGACCUACGACGUUAUUGUUAAUCAGCCCGUUGUUAUUGACAAUGGUUCAGGUGCCAUCAAAGCAGGAUUCGCUGGUGAGCAAACACCAAAAUGUUGUUUUCCAAAUUAUAUUGGACGACCAAAACAUGUUAGAGUAAUGGCUGGAGCACUAGAAGGAGAUACAUUUAUUGGACCAAAAGCAGAAGAACAUCGUGGUUUGCUUUAUAUUAAAUAUCCUAUAGAACAUGGUAUAGUUACCGACUGGAAUGAUAUGGAAAGAAUAUGGCAGUAUAUAUAUGGCAGUGAUCAGCUUCAAACAUUUUCUGAAGAACAUCCUGUACUAUUAACUGAAGCGCCUCUUAAUCCACGAAGAAAUCGUGAGAGAGCAGCCGAAAUAUUUUUUGAAACUUUUAACGUUCCUGCUUUUUAUGUGUCUAUUCAGGCUGUUUUAAGUUUAUAUGCAACUGGUCGUACAACUGGAGUUGUUUUAGAUUCUGGUGAUGGAAUUACUCACACUGUACCAAUUUAUGAAGGUUUCGCUAUGAAACAUGGUAUUAUACGAUUAGAUUUAGCAGGCCGUGAUAUAUCACGUUAUCUUAAAUUAUUAUUAAGAAAAGAAGGGUUAAACUUUUCUACAUCAGCAGAAUUUGAAGUGGUUAGAGCAAUUAAAGAAAAAGCUUGUUAUGUUGCAUUAAGUCCAGUUAAAGAGGAAACUUCUGAAAGUAAUAUAUAUCAAUACAUGUUACCUGAUGGAAAUAAAGUUGAUAUUGGACCAGCUCGUUUCCGUGCUCCAGAAGUUUUAUUCCAUCCAGACUUAAUUGGUGAAGAAUGUGAAGGUUUGCACGAAGCAUUAGUAUAUUCAAUACAAAAAUCAGAUUUAGAUGUGCGAAAAAAACUAUAUCAAAGUAUUGUUCUUGCUGGAGGUUCAACUUUAUUGUCUGGAUUUGGUGAUAGGUUAUUAUCAGAAAUAAAGAAAUUAGCUCCUAAAAAUAUGAAAUUAAAGAUUUUAGCGCCACAAGAACGUUUGUACACGACGUGGAUCGGAGGUUCCAUCCUUGCGUCGUUGGGCACUUUCCGCCGGAUGUGGGUGUCGAAGAGAGAAUUUUUCGAAGAAGGUGCACGGGUGAUCCACAGAAAAACGAUGUAAUUCCCGUCGAAACCAAGUAACCACUCAACACUAUCCCGUUUACGACCCUUGGUCAGGCAUCGCACGCGCAAUAGGUGUUCUACCCCGCAACGGUCGUACGCGUGGACCAUCAUCAGUUAUCGCAUUUCUAAACGUCGUCCCAUAAAACGGAAAAUAUACUGCUCUAUUCCGUGCAACCGUGUAUUGCGUACACAAAUAUACACAUACACGCACGCACAAAAGUAUUUUUAUUAUAUUUCCUUUUUAUAUGUAUAACAUCGUUUUAUCGUGAUUCGUCGUGAUCUUUAGCUCUUUCUUUUUUACAAAAAUAAAAAACAUAAAAUAUAA